This is a messenger RNA of Eimeria necatrix, 3057 nucleotides long. RefSeq lists its product as hypothetical. Lineage: Eukaryota; Apicomplexa; Conoidasida; Eucoccidiorida; Eimeriidae. The coding region runs from base 1 to 3057 and encodes 1018 amino acids. The transcript has a single exon. The record is from RefSeq and is a predicted model, not a curated record.
AUGAACCUACAGCCGCGCGCGCAGCUCGGGCAUGAUCUGCCGACUACUGGCGGCACUCAUCAUGGUUCCUCUGCAGAUUUACGGAGAAGGAGUGGCGAUGGCUUAGCUGGUAGAUUCCGUUUUUUUCAACGCCGCUCCAAGAACAAACCGUUCCCACCAUCGUGGGCUCCUCGACUCGGCGUAGUUUUCAGCUCGUUGGCAGUAGCGUACGUUCUGCUGCUAUGUUUCCGUUCUAUAGAGGCUGGGCGUCAACAGGCUUCACCUGCUAGAUCCCUUGCAGCUGGUGGAUAUGGACCAUGUCGCCCAAGCUUCGUACCUGGGGAUGCUGGUGGUGAUUCCGGGGCAACGGGGGGAGCGACACAACGUUUCGUGCAGUCACUCCUGCAGGGACAGCGAAUGCCACCGCCUCAACAGGCUUUGCAAUUCCAAGGGAAUGUCGGACUACCGCGCGCCGGAGGGUACGUUGCCGGCCAAGCGGUACAGGGGACUUCUGGAGACGUUUCCCGCAAAGGCUCUUCCACAGGGAAUUGGAAGACGCAGGACUUGCACUUGUGGGCGCAUUGGAACAUGCCUUCAGACGACAGGAAAUAUCUUAUACGCAUGCUUAGGCAAAUGCUAGAAGCGACGAAGUUAUGUGCGUCACUACUGCCAGUCUUAACGCGCAAGCAACAACUGCAGACGGCAUUCCAGGUGGUCAGGUUACUCGCCUUGGAAUUAGGAUCAUUUUCAUUGGUUAGUAGGGAUAUAGAGCCUAUGAGAAUCGCCGUAGGUGACUCUCUCAUCCAGUUGGCGAUGCAGUCGCUUGAACGCAGUGGGGACGACAAGAACAGGGAAGGCGAUCGCGCUUUGCUUCGGGAACUGAUUCGUUUGGUCAACGAGGUAAAGCAGCCGUGGUAUGUGAAGAGGGAAAAGGCCCCUCAUAAGUACAAAAAGAAGAUGAUAAGCAUAAUGGCAACUGCUGACGUGAUAUUGAGGAAAUGCGUGGGCGUUCUGCAAGGGCUACUAGUGUUUCACGAAGAUUCGUCGCUAAAGAAGUUGCCUACCGAAGUAGUAGCGCAGCAGCUGGAAGUUAUAAAGGCGCUCUAUCAUGUUCACGCUAAUUAUGUUGCAAGAGACGGCUCGCUUCGAGCACACAUGCUGGAGUGUCAGAAACGUACACGCGUGUAUGCACUUUUCCGUCACGAACACUACGAGCUGUCGAGAGGAAGGAUUGUCCCAGUCAAAGAGUUAUACACACAGGUAGAGGAGGCUGUUAGGGUCGCUGGGGGACUUCUACGGCCUGAACAAGAAAGCGCAUUGGGGCUUGACAGUGCUGUCGACUCAACGGAAGGGCAGACUGCAGAGGAAGAUAGUAAGCCUGAGCAGCUAAGUGAGCCGCUGAGUCCUGAACCGAUACAAGGAGCAUUAUCUCAAACAAUUGAGUCUUCCUGUGAGUCCAAAACUUUGGCGGUGAGUGGAGAAGCGGUGAGUGGAGAAGCGGUGAGUGGAGAAGCGGCGGCGGAGGAUUCGCCGCAAGGUAAAGCUCCAUCACCGUUGGCCGGCAGGUUGCCUGAACAAGGUGCAAGUUCUGGGCCAGCUCUGAAGCCUCCCCCCACAGGGACGUUUGCCGAGAAGGAUGUUGAGCAAUCGCCACCGCUCGUUUCUACGAAAGCUUCCCAGUCACCAGUUGUUCCGUCAGUGUCUGGGUCGAGUGCAGCAGAACAGGAAGUUUUAGUUGGACACCUAGAUUCUUCCGGGUUGGCUACUCCGUCGCAAAGACCUACGUAUCCAUCAGUCACGCAAAAAUCUGGAAGCGCCAAUCAUGCCAGUUCAUCAGGGCAAUACAGUUUUCCCGAAAAUAGUUCUAGCGCGCAUAUAGCGCAGUCUACUGCCGUCCUUGCAAUGGGUGCAGUUGCGCCGUCUGAACGUUUAGAGUCGCCUGUAUCCUCUAAGGAAAAAAUUUGCAACUGGAUGCAGACACCUGCAGCUCUUGAGGAGAGGGACUGCGGGUGGUUGCAAACACCAGCAACUCCUACAGUACAGGACCACAGGAGGCAGCAGAGUACUGCACCCCUUGAAGACGAGGGUUAUACCUGGCUGCAUGGAAUUGCGCCUGUUCAAGAAGAGGGUUACAGUGUGCAUGACACCGCUGCACCUGUUCAGCAAGAGAAGUGGCAUUGGCUGCCGACACUUUCACAUGUCCAAGGAGAGGAUUACAGUGGUUUGCAGACAACUGCUCCCCUUCAAGUAAAGGACCACAGUGGGUUGCAAGCAACUGCAACUGCUAGACAGAGGGAUUACGUGCGGCCGCAGACAACUGCACCUGUUCGCGAAGAGGAUUACGCCUGGCAUAAUACAAGUGCCUUCAUUACAGAUGAGUACAGGUGGCAGCAGGUACCUACACUUCUUCAAAAAGGGGAUGACAGGCAGGUGCAGAGAACUGCACUUUUUGCAAAUGAGGGCUACAAGUGGCUGCAGAGAACUGCACUUACAGAAAGUGAAAACGUGCUGCAACACACAGCUCCAUGUCAGUUGGACGUUUGUAGACGGCAGCAGACAACUGCUCUUUUUGAGAGGGCGCAGCAAAACUGGUUGCGGGCGCCUGCGCUUCUUCAACAGUACGGAGUGUUGCAGCCAACUGCAGUUCCUCAAGAAGGGAAUUGGCAGCAGAGAAUUACACUUCCUGGAGAAGAGAGAAACAGGUGGCUGCAAUCACCUGCACCUCUUCAAUACUAUUUUUACAGCGGGUCGCAGGCACCUGUGGCUGGAAAAGAAGAGGAGGACAGGGGUCUGCUGACGCGUGCACAUCUUCCACAAAAGAAUGCCGGCGGGCAGCAAGCAGGCGCACCUUCUCUGGAAGGGGAUAAGCGGCCGCAAGCGCCUGCACCUCAAGAUGCGUUUUACAGUUUUUUCAGCGGUGGAGGUGUACCUCCCUGGUCACCUUUUUCACAGGCUCUAGCGGGCGCUCCAAACCGAAGCGCCGCUGGAAACUCUGAGUGGUUUGACACUGGGUCCUUUGGCCAAGAUGAAGCACUGGGUAGCCAUCCGCCCAAGCAUACUCAGAUUAGCCAACAAUGA